This is a messenger RNA of Capsicum annuum, 1417 nucleotides long. RefSeq names its product WAT1-related protein At4g08300. The transcript has 7 exons. Gene Ontology annotation, cellular component: plasma membrane. Bases 84 to 1196 code for a protein of 370 amino acids. The record is from RefSeq and is a predicted model, not a curated record. Gene Ontology annotation, molecular function: transmembrane transporter activity. Lineage: Eukaryota; Viridiplantae; Streptophyta; Magnoliopsida; Solanales; Solanaceae.
UUUGCUUCGUGUAUAAAAGGGGCACACUACCUAUAUUUGCAUACCCCAUCCUAAAACCCCUUCUUUGUGUGUAGAAAGAAGAGAUGGCUGGUGCAUUUAGCUCCUUCCUUAACAAGGUGAAGCCUUAUUUGGCUAUGGUGUCCUUGCAGUUUGGGUAUGCAGGGAUGUAUAUUGUAACCAUGAUGUGCUUCAAAAGGGGAAUGAGUCACUGGAUUCUUGUUGUCUAUCGACAUGCAUUUGCCACCAUUGCUGUUGCGCCCUUUGCUAUCGUUCUUGAAAGGAAAAUAAGGCCAAAGAUGACAGUCAGGGUCUUUAUUAAGAUAGUGGCUCUUGGUUUUCUAGAGCCAGUGAUUGAUCAGAACUUGUACUAUUUGGGACUGAAGAGCACAACUGCUACCUAUGCAUCUGCCUUUGUCAAUCUCCUCCCGGCAGUUACCUUUAUUCUGGCUGUAAUUUUCAGAAUUGAGAAAGUAAACCUGAAGAAGAAAUCAAGUAUGGCAAAGGUGAUAGGGACAACAAUAACAGUGGCUGGAGCAAUGGUGAUGACUCUUUACAAAGGCCCUAUGUUCAACUUGGUCCCACACGCUCACAGUGGCGUCCACCAUGAGGCCGCAGGCGCCACUGCUGAGAACUGGGUCGCUGGAACCAUUGAGCUCAUCUCUUGCAUUGUUGGUUGGUCCGGUUUCUUUAUUGUUCAAUCGAUGACACUGAAGGAGUACCCAGCAGAGCUAUCUCUGGCAGCAUGGGUAUGUGUGAUGGGUGUAGUGGAAGGGGGAAUUGUAGCACUUAUAAUGGAACGUGACUGGAAUGCAUGGGUUAUUGGCUUCGACUCUAGGCUCCUUGCUGCCGCCUAUUCUGGUAUUGUAUGCUCUGGAAUUGCAUAUUAUGUGCAAAGUGUGGUUAAUAAAGUAAAAGGGCCAGUGUUUGUGACAGCCUUUAGCCCAUUGAGUAUGGUCAUCACUUCAGUUCUUGCUGCUAUUAUCUUGGCUGAGUCAGUCCACCUUGGAAGCGCGAUUGGAGCAAUUAUCAUAGUCAUCGGACUUUACUCGGUUGUGUGGGGCAAGAGUAAGGAGGGGAAUGGAAAUGAAAUCACUGGCAACGAUCAAGAAUUACCAGUUGUGGACAUCAAAGAGAGGUCAACGAUUGUUGAUGAUAAUAACACUGAGAAGAAGGCUUCAAUCUUCCAAGAGCUCUAACAUCCAAAACAAAGAAGCUGUACUUUUUAAGUUUGUAAUUUUAAUUUUUGACUUGUUGGAUUGUUAAAACUUCCAAGUGUUGCUUUGAAACAAUGCUCUAAUAUUGUCAAUUAAUGUUGCCCUGAUGAACAAAAAUGUGUAAUCUACUUUUUGUGUAAAAGUUAAGGAGUGGUCUCUCCAUUUGGCAAUGAAAAAUGAAAAUGUUCUAUUUUACCCUCCAA